AGACAGGGGAAAACCAACGCACCCUGUCUCUAUAUAAACGUGAAGAUCAAUGCAGUUGAAGAAACAGGCUCUCUUAGGUGAUUCCAACAUUGAGCAGCCGAGAUGGCUACAUAUUUGUCCUUAGUGCUGCUAUUUGCAUAUGCCUCCACAAGCUCUUCAGAUCAAAAUGCAAGCACCAUGCUCCCUGCUGAUGAGAAUCCAAAAGAAGGUCCAUCAAGCGUAGCACCAACAGAAGGUCUGACUAGCACAGCACUAACAGAAGGUCCUGCAAGCACAGUGGCAAAAGAAGGUCCUACUACCACUGCACCAACAGAAGGUCCUGCAAGUACAGUGCCAACACAAGGUCCUUCAGGGAUAGUGUCAACAGAAGUUCGUACUAGCACAGCACCAACAGAAGUUCCUGCAAGCACAGCACCAACAGAAGGUCCUGCAAGCACAAAAGGGCCUGCAAGCACAGUGCCAACAGAAGGUCCUACUAGCAAAGGGCCAACCAAAGGUACUUCAGAGACAAUGCCAACAGAAGGUCCUACUAGCAUAGCACCAACAGAAGGUCUUGCAAGCACAGCGUUAACAGGAGGUCCUACUAGCACAGUGCCAACAGAAGGUCCUACUAGCACAGCACCAACAGAAGGUCUUUCAGGGAAAGUGCCAACAGAAGGUCAUACUAGCACAGCAUCAACAGAAGGUCCUGCAAGCACAGCGCCAACAGAAGAUCCUGCAAGCACAGAAGGUCCUACAAGCACAGUGCCAACCGAAGGUUCUACUAGCAUAGCACCAACAGAAGGUCCUGUAAGCACAAUGCCAACAGAAGAUCCUGCAAGCACAGAAGGUCCUGCAAGCACAUUGCCAACAGAAGGUCCUUCUAGCAUAGAUCCAAUGGAAGGUCCUGCAAGCACAGUGCUAACAGGAGGUCCUACUAGCACAGCACCAACAGAAGGUCCUGCAAGCACAGUGCUAACAGAAGGUCCUUCUAGCAUAGCACCAACAGAAGGUCCUGCAAGCACAGUGCUAACAGAAGGUCCUACUAGCACAGAAGGUCCUACUAGCAUAGCACCAACAGAAGAUCCUGCAAGCACAGUGCCAACAGAAGGUCCUUCUAGCAUAGCACCAACAGAAGGUCCUGCAAGCACAGUGCUAACAGAAGGUCCUACUAGCACAGAAGGUCCUACUAGCAUAGCACCAACAGAAGAUCCUGCAAGCACAGUGCCAACAGAAGGUCCUUCUAGCAUAGCACCAACAGAAGGUCCUGCAAGCACAGUGCUAACAGAAGGUCCUACUAGCACAGAAGGUCCUACUAGCAUAGCACCAACAGAAGAUCCUGCAAGCACAGUGCCAACAGAAGGUCCUUCUAGCAUAGCACCAACAGAAGGUCCUGCAAGCACAGUGCUAACAGAAGGUCCUACUAGCACAGAAGGUCCUACUAGCAUAGCACCAACAGAAGGUCCUGCAAGCACAGUGCCAACAGAAGGUCCUACUAGCACAGCACCAACAGAAGGUCCUGAAAGCACAGUGCCAACAGAAGGUCCUACUAGCACAGGGCCAACCAAAGGUCCUUCAAGCACAAUGCCAACAGAAGGUCCUACUAGCACAGCACUAACAGAAGGUCCUACUAGCACAGUACCAACAGAAGGUUCUGCAAGCACAGUGCCAACAGAAGGCCCUACUAGCACAGCGCCAACCGAAGGAACUUCAGGGACAGUGCCAACAGAAGGUCCUACUAGCACAGCACCAACAGAAGGUCCUGCAAGCACAUUGCUAAGAGAAGGUCAUACUAGCACAGCACCAACAGAAGGUCCUGAAAGCACAGUGCCAACAGAAGGUCCUACUAGCACAGGGACAACCAAAGGUCCUUCAGAGACAGUGCCAAAUGAAGGUCCUACUAGCACAGCACCAACAGAAGAUCCUGCAAGCACAGUGCCAACAGAAGGUCCUGCAAGCACAGUGCCGACAGAAGGUCCUACUAGCACAGCACCAACAGAAGGUCCUACUAGCUCAGUACCAACAAAAGGUUCUGCAAGCACAGUGCUGACAGAAGGUCUUACUAACACAGCACCAACAGAAGGUCCUGCAAGCACAGUGCCAACAGAAGGCCCUACUAGCACAGCGCCAACCGAAGGAACUUCAGGGACAGUGCCAACAGAAGGUCUGACUAGCACAGCACCAACAGAAGGUCAUGCAAGCACAUUGGUAAGAGAAGGUCAUACUAGCACAGCACCAAAAGAAGGUCCUAGAAGCACAGUGCCAACCGAAGGUCCUACUAGCACAGCGCCAACCAAAUGUCCUUCAGUGACAGUACAAAAUGAAGGUCCUAGCACAGCAUCAAGAGAAGAUCCUACUAGCACAGUACCAGCAGAAUAUUCUGUCACUGAAACGACUACCAAGGCACAGAAUGAAAACCCAAAGGAACUCUCAUCUGUCAAGGUCCUUAGAUCUACCCCUGCUCCAAAUAAGACACCAUCCUCUCCUGUUCCAGUGAAACCAACAAAAAAUCCUACUCGACCUAGUAUGGAGAAGAAUGACAAAUCUGAACAAAAGGACACUCACAAUGAUCCUAGUGGCAUUGCUACAAUCAGACCAGCAGAAAAACCUCUUAAUGCUACCUCAGACAAGAAUGGCAAAACAGAUAGUAUUAAAGAUUAUCAAGCUGAUGAUUAUGACACUAACCUCUGCAGUGGUCGUCCAAUCAGUGGUUUGACAACUCUCAGAAAUGGUACCAUUGUGGUGUUCAGAGGACAUUAUUUUUGGACACUGGACAAACAUAGAAAUCCUGAUCCACCUCAGUUAAUUACAAGUGUGUGGGGAAUUCCAUCUCCCAUCGACACGGUUUACACCAGCUGCAACUGCCAGGGCAAAACCUACUUCUUCAAGGGAAAGAACUACUGGAAGUUUGAGAAUGCUGUGAUGGAUUCUGGCUUUCCCAAACCCAUCAGCACAGACUUUGGACAGAUUGGUCAUAUCACAGCUGCUUUACCUAUACCUAAGUACAGAAGCAGAAAAGAGUCUGUAAUCUUCUUCAAAAGAGGUGGGAUGGCGCAAAAGUACACAUAUCAGAUUACUCCAAAUUGUGGGACAAAGACAAGAAUUCCUAUGCUGACAGUGAGGACGAGAGCCAGACGACAAGCUGCUGCAGCUCUGGGUCAAGUGAUCAAUAUCUCAAAGACCUGGAGGGGAUUUCCGACCAUGGUGACCUCAGCUGUGUCUGUACCCUCAAGGGUGAAAGAGGGAUACAAGUAUUAUGUAUUCACUCAAAACAAUUAUUACAGCAUCAAAAUGGAAGGAGAAAGACCAGUGAUCCUCAAACCUGCUACAGGUCCAAAGGAAAACUCUGCAACCAGCUUCUUUAAAUGCCCAGAAACCCAGAAAAACUGAGUCCUUUGUCUCUUUCCCUCAUACCAUAUGUGUUUAUAUUUAUAUUAAAUUUAUAUUUCUAGUGAUGCACUUGUCUUAGGUGCAGUGCAAAACAACCUUAGUAAUGCUGCAUCAUUGGAGAUGGAAUUAGGGACAAACAAAGACUUCCUUUGAAACAUUUUAUUGUACAGAUGUAAAAUCAUUAAAAUAUCAUUGAUGGAUUGCUCAGAGCAUUAAAUGAACAAGCAAAAAUUAUAAUACAUUGACUGAAGUCUUAAAGUAGAACAAAGGUAUGGCUGUGUUCUUCUGGAGCCAUUCAUUCAGAAUGUGUUGCUUCAGAACU
Molecule: messenger RNA, 3691 nt
Organism: Carassius auratus (goldfish)
Lineage: Eukaryota; Metazoa; Chordata; Actinopteri; Cypriniformes; Cyprinidae
Product: proteoglycan 4-like
Exons: 8
Coding region: 103-3369 (1088 amino acids)
Source: RefSeq, a predicted model, not a curated record